AUGGGAGCCGAAACGUCUUGAUUCUGAAAAGUGUCCAGAUGACUACGAAUGAAACCUUUUCUACGAUACUUUGUUUCUUGUUACAUUUGUUUGUUUUUAAAAAAGAUUGCCCCAAGAAUCAGGAUCAGGCUGACUGACUAGACGGGUUGUUGACGCCAAGUCGGGAAGGGGCUGGCUUGAACACAGAACUGGAGACGACAGAGCAUUCUUCACAUCAGUUACGUAAGAGCACCCACAGUGACACAAAAGAGCAUGUGAACACACAAUACAAAGACAACUGCCUGCAUGAGACACAGCCACACACGCAGACAUUGAUAAGUGAGGAUAUCUCUUACCUUGAGCACACACAAGCCACUGAUGACAAAGCCCAAGCAGAGAUACACACCGAAUAUACACAUGAUGCAUACAAACACAUGCCUGAACACACAAUCAAUGUUGCUGGAAAAGAUAUUGCUUUUCUUGUGGAUUCUGGUGCAACUGAUUCUGUCAUCAGAGAGUCAGAGUUUGCAGUACUUCCAAAAAUGAGCAGCAGAUUUGUGAGGACAGUAGGAGUUUCAGGAACACCCCUGGUGGAAAGGUAUACCACACCAUUGUCAUGCAGUGAAGAAAUUGAGAAACACUUUAAACAUUCAUUCUUGUUAUCUAAAUGAUGCCCAAUCAAUAUUAUCGGAAGAUAUGAUGAUAAGAUUAGGAAAUAUCCUGAUUUCCACUCCCGAAGGCAUCAUUGUAGCUAGAAUUUCUGACACUGCAUCACAAUAUGUGAAACACAGUAGCAGGGAGCUGAUGUACUCUUAUCAAUGGAAGCUGCCUCACUCAGCUGCUGCCUCUGUAAAUAACACUCUGAUCACCGAGGUCAAAGCUCUCUUUCCAGACAACUAUACACGAAUAGACAUCAAGGAACCACAAGAGUUACACUGCACAUCCCAUGUACAUCUUGGGGUUGAUAAACAUUUUGAGGACACAUGGUUCAGGCAAGACAAAGAGAGAAACACACUAAAGCUGACCUGGUUGUACUGGAAUGAUGAAAAAAUGCACUGUCUCAGUAGCUUUCAAUGAUCCACUUUGUAAAGCUUUGUUUCAGGAUUCAGGUGUGGAUUUUCACAACCAACUUCAAGUAUACCGAAAAGAUUUUCAGCUAUAACAACAGGGGUAAGGGAGUUUUUAAUGGCCAGUUUGGUAACAUCAGAUGAUGAAAUAAGUCAUGACAAAAACAUGUUUGUGAAAGACGUCUCAGAAAGAUUUAAAUCAGGUACUAUCCUUCUUGUGGGCACAACACAAGUAUGAUGUAGGAUUAAACAAAGAUGCUGAGCCUGUAGUAAUCACACCAAAAUCUUCAGAAUCAAUAUCCUUUGAAAAAGGAAGCUGUUGACGGUAUUAAACCGGUGUUUGAUUCUCUUUUGAAAUCAGGAGUGAUUAUUCCAUGUGCAAGAUCUCCAGUCCGGACACCUAUUUUCCCCGUACGAAAACUCCGGGAUGCCGGAGAGCCACAACAUUGGAGAUUCGUGCAGGACUUGCAGGCGGUAAAUGCAGCAGUACAUGCACGAACAUCCAAUGUUCCAAUACCACACACAAUACUCUCACAAGUGCCACCUGGGAGUAAAUGGUCUUCAGUUGCUGACCUGGCUAAUGCUUUUCUCAGCAUCCCAGUGGAUCCUGACAGCCAGGAUCGGUUUGCGUUCUCUUUUGAAGACUUUGGACAUUCAAAUCUAGCCAGGUCUCACCAGGUGGAGGGUGCUGGUUCCGGGGACAGAGACAGGUCCACAGGCAGUGAGUAAUCAUCACAUUAAACCAGUCACCUCGAAUCUCAAAUAAUUUAUUCGAUCACGUUGGGUGUGAAUCCAGUUCAAUCUCAGACCAUAUUUCUUCUGUAUGUCUUCUGUAUUUCCCUUAACCUGAAUUUAGCUGUAAAUUAACUCAAUGUUUUGUUUUUCAGACUCUGGACAUUCAAAUGUAAACAGACUUAGCCAGUUGAGGGGUGCUGGGUCCAGUCAUAGUCCAGCCACAGUGACCAGUCAAGGCACAGCGACCAGUUAAGGCACAGUGAUGGGUAUGGGUCCUGUUAUAGUUAGCCACUAUGCCCCCUGAUCCUCUUUUGUAUCUGUCCUCCUGUGUUUCUUGGCUGUCCCCUGUCUGUUGUUGUCUAUGUAAGUGUGUGUCUGUGUUCGGGCUGGCUCCCCGAUCUCCCAGCUGCGGUUGAUUACCGGCACACCUGUUCUCCAUCAUCAUCCAUUACAACAGUUUAUCUACUGGGCUCAUCCACACUUCCAGCGCCAGAUCGUCUUCAUACCCAUGUAUGCACUACGCGAAACGGCCUCCGCAAGUAAGGAAAACUGUUUAUGUGCUUAAUACUUACCUUGAUGGUAACAUUAUCUGUCUCUGUCACAGAUCUUCGCCUCGCCGGUAAUCUCCGUUCCCGGAUCCCCGCAACUUCCACUCCACGCCAGCGGUCACGCUGCUCCUGCUCCCCGACUCCCAGACCCAUCGCCUGCUUAGCCCAACCUGCCGCCUCACCAGCCUGCCCAGAACCAGUCCCCGUCGCCUCCGCUCAAAGAGCCGCUACUCGGUCUCCAUCCUGGUCCCGUCUAGUGCACGGAACCUGCACGAACAACGCCGAUCUCCCUGUGCUAAACAAUAAAACUGUUCGAGCCCUUAUCUGCUCUGUCUGUGUGUUCUGCGUUUGGGUCCCCAGUUCGGCCUUCCGACAUGUCCAGGCACAGCAACGGGUACUGACACAGCAAGCAGUUCAGACACAGCGUCUGGUCCCAACACAGUGACCACAUGGGACACGGCAAGCAGUCCAGGCACAGCAACCAAUCCAAGGGCCAUUCUGAAAGUGUUCAAAGGCCAAUCUCAAGAUGCUCUGGGAGGUCUUUUUCCCAGCAGAGUGACAGGUCCUCUGAAUCCAGUCGUGCAGGGUCUCAGAGGGAAACAGAUUUAAGAUUUCCAAUGCCCACACUCUUCACCAACCAGCUGAUGGCAAAAUUCAAUAUGAAGGGGAAGAAGAAGAAACUGCCUCUGGAGACAACUACAACUUACAAAGCAAUAAAAGAUGUGAACUCCAAAUCAGCAAGAGUCUUGGCCAUUGUUGUAGUCCCAGGUCACCUUCUCUUCCUGUACACCAUCCACCUCCUGCAGGGAGGCCAUACUGCCAUGAGGCCCACCUUCAUCAUCUGCUACCUGUCUGCAGCUCUGCUUCAGGUGGUGAUUUUGCUUUAUGUGGCCAGCCUGAUGGUGCGAUGGCUGUGGCGAAGAGGACUGGACAACUUUUCCAUCCCCUACCUGACAGCUCUGGGUGACCUGUUGGGGACUAGCUUCUUGGCUCUGAGCUUCAGACUAAUUCUGAUGCUCAAACCCCUUGGACACCUGCUCACUGUGUCUCUCAUGCUCUCUCAACAUCUGUGCUCAAGUUUGCCUUGCUUAACCUCACACAGCAAAACAAAUUUUAGAGGCGACGCAAACGCGAUGAACUGGAGUUUCUGGUGAGUUCAGUCAGAGGCUGAGCUGAACACAAACACACAGACAUGGUCGGUGCUUCUGUUGCUAGCUAGCUUACAGCUAACGUACAGUUGGUACACUGGCUGGUUGGGGCGAAUAAACACAGACCAUCCAACGGUCAAAUCUGCAGAAUGAUGUUUCACUUUCUGUUGGAACACACCUUUACAGUGUGCCACAAUUUCAGCUGGUCAAAAAAUUGGAGUAGGCAAUUUCUGGUUUGCUGUUUUGUCUCCAAUUUGAUUGCUAGUAGGAUUAUUGGUUACUAGGGAAGUAGGGAAGCACUGGGAAAAUGGUAAGUAGGGACACCACAGUUAUGCCAAAGUAGUUACAGAUACAGUUUUGGUUACAUAGUUAGUUUUAUGAUAAACCUUUAUGAAAUUCCGCUUGUAUGUUAGUCUCUACCUAGCUAUCUUGAUAGGUAGCUAGCUAGAUGUCUAGCUAGAUAGUUGCCAGAUAAGCAGUAGCUAACUAAGCUAGCUGGCUAACUUGUAAUUCAGCUGGUUCCUUAAAACAUUUAAGGGCACUUUUUUAAACUCUGCAGCACAAGUGCUUGUAAAAAUGGCAGUGUAAAACCCUGAGUUGAAUGUAAUAUUAUAUAGCUGAUUUACGAAUUACCACUAACCACCUAAUAGCAUGCUUUUAAAAUUAGACGUAGCACACUGCCCAACAAAAUCAUAUCUUGUGUUGUUUUAAUAUAGAGGCAUAAUUUAAGUUCUUUAAAAAAAGAAACUACAGUUGUGGUCAAAAGUUUUGAGAAUGACACAAAAUUGGUUUUCACAAAGUUUGCUGCUUCAUUGUUUUUAGAUAUUUUUGUCAGAUGUUAAUAUGGUAUACUGAAGUAUAAUUACAAGCAUUUCAUAAGUGUCAAAGGCUUUUAUUGACAAUUACAUUAGAGUCAAUAUUUGCAGUGACCCUUCUUUUUCAAGACCUCUGCAAUUCGCCCUGGCAUGCUGUCAAUUAACUUCUGGGCCACAUCCUGACUGAUGGAAGCCCAUUCUUGCAUAAUCAAUAUUUGGAGUUUGUCAGAAUUUGUGGGUUUUCCUUUGUCCACUUGCCUCUUGAGGAUUGACCACAAGUUCACAACGGGAUUAAGGUCUGGGGAGUUUCCUGGCCAUGGACCUAAAAUUUUGAUGUUUUGUUCCCUGAGCCACUUAGUUAUCACUUUUGCCUUAUGGCAAAGUGCUCCAUCAUGCUGGAAAAGGCAUUGUUCAUCACCAAACUGUUCUUGGAUGGUUGGGAGAAGUUGCACUCGGAGGAUGUUUUGGUACCAAUCUUUAUUCAUGGCUGUGUUCUUAGGCAAAAUUGUGAGUGAGCUCACUCCCCUGGCUGAGAAGCAACCCCACUCAUGAAUGGUCUCAGGAUGCUUUACUGUUGGCAUGACAGGACAGAUGGUAGCACUCACCUUGUCUUCUACGGACAAGAUUUUUACCGGAUGCCCCAAACAGUCAGAAAAGGGGAUUCAUCAGAGAAAAUGACUUUACCCCAGUCCUCAGCAGUCCAAUCCCUGUACCUUUUGCAGAAUAUCAGUCUGUUCCUGAUGUUUUUCCUGGAGAGAAGUGACUUCUUUGCUGCCCUUCUUGACACCAGGCCAUCCUCCAAAAUUCUUCACCUCACUGUCCGUGCAGAUACACUCACACCUGCCUGCUGCCAUUCCUGAGCAAGCUCUGCACUGGUGGUGCCCUGAUCCCACAGCUGAAUCAACUUUAAGAGACGGUCCUGGCGCUUGCUGGACUUUCUUGGGCGCCAUGAAGCCUUCUUCACAACAAUUGAACCUUUCUCCUUGAAGUUCUUGAUGAUCCGAUAAAUGGUUGAUUGAGGUGCAAUCUUACUAGCAGCAAUAUCCUUGCCUGUGAAGCCCGUUUUGUGCAAAGCAAUGAUCGCGGCCCACGUUUCCUUGCAGGUAACCAUGGUUAACAGAGGAAGAACAAUGAUUUCAAGCACCACCCUCCUUUUAAAGCUUCCAGUCUGUUAUUCUAACUCAAUCAGCAUGACAGAGUGAUCUCCAGCCUUGUCCUCGUCAACACUGUCACCCGUGUUAACAAGAGAAUCACUGACAUGAUGUCAGCUGGUCCUUUUGUGGCAGGGCUGAAAUGCAGUGGAAAUUUUUUUUUUUGGGAUUAAGUUUUCAUUAAGUUUCUAUUUUCAUGGCAAAGAGGGACUUUGCAAUUAAUUGCAAUUCAUCUGAUCACUCUUCAUAACAUUCUGGAGUAUAUGCAAAUUGCCAUCAUAAAAACAGAAGCAGCACACUUUGUGAAAACCAAUACUUGUGACAUUCUCAAAACUUUUGACCACAACUGUAUGUAUUAAUGAUUAUAAUGCCUUGGUUGGGUAGGUGAAAUAAUCAAGUUAGCCAACUAGCUUACUUAGGCACUGUUUAUCUGGCAGAGAAUUACAGAGGAAAUGGGUAGAAGUGAGUGAGAGAGGUUAUUAUUGUGUGCGUACAUAAAUAAUAGUGAACACGCAUAUGAAUUCAUUGAGCACAGAAUAGAUUUUCUGUUUGUACAAUUAAAUUUUUUUUGUGUGAUAAUUUCUCCACAAAAUAUGUGUAUGUGCUGAAAAAAAAGUUUUCUGUGCUCAAAAUAUCCCCUCUUGCCCAGGAUUGAGGCACAAAUAUAACACCAUAAAUAAGGGGUUGCAACAACAAAAAUGGAAACAUCCUGGCUCAAAAUAGAAAGAAUAAGGUGAGGAAAGCGUGGACUUAUUUUGCAUUUUGGUCUCCAUGUUUGCCAGCUCACUGUGGUCAGAAGUUGUACACUGUUCCCUGGAGUUACACUAUACCAACAAUACCAACACCACCCAGCUUGGCUCUGUAGAAACAACAUCCAUCUAAAAUGGAUUCAAGUGGAAAUACUGUAGAACCACUGUAUUGUUAACUGUUGACACAUCUGUACACCUAUUGUCAGCUCUUACUGUAAAUGUUCAAUGGCAAAUGAUUGUAUUAAGGCAAUAGUCAUAUACAAUUGAGGUAAAUGUAUAUUAACAUAAAUCAGAUGCUGCACCGUCUGGAUGAAUGUUAGAUUUUAUCGUGUUUAGUUUAUGUAGAUUUGUGCCUUUAAACCGUGAUAAGCCUUCAGUUCUCUGAUGCGUUCCUAUGAACUUUAGAGUUUGUUGUUGUCAAAUUUCUACUGGAUAUUUUAUUUUUUGUGCAGCACAGUGCCACUGAAUAUAGCCUGAUGUACUUAACUGUCUCUGUGUUAGUAUGUGUUCCAGGUAUUGACAAUACAGAUGUUUCUUUGUG
This is a messenger RNA of Siniperca chuatsi (mandarin fish), 6733 nucleotides long. Its product is annotated as solute carrier family 41 member 1-like. Lineage: Eukaryota; Metazoa; Chordata; Actinopteri; Centrarchiformes; Sinipercidae. Gene Ontology annotation, cellular component: plasma membrane. Gene Ontology annotation, biological process: monoatomic cation transport. The record is from RefSeq and is a predicted model, not a curated record. The transcript has 6 exons. Gene Ontology annotation, molecular function: monoatomic cation transmembrane transporter activity. Bases 2779 to 3483 code for a protein of 234 amino acids.